AUGAAGUUAGAGGACGUACUGGAUGACUUGGCGGGGAGGUUUUUAAUGCAUCUUCCGGCCUGUGAAGAGAAGAAUGCUGAACGGUUCUUGUUUCAAGUGGAAGAGGCCCACUGGUUUUAUGAAGAUUACUAUCGUCGGAAGUAUAACUUUCCCUAUCUAAAUCUUAAAGAGUUCUUUAUUCUACUUAUGGGACACAGUCAGUACCUAAAGACACCAGGUGAACUAGAAGAUGAGUUUAAGAAGUUUUUGAAAUACAAAAAGGCGGUUCCCGUCUUUGGUGCCUUAAUCUUUAACGGGCCUAUGACUAAAAUACUAAUGGUAAGAGGCUUUGGGCCUAGAAAGACCUUUACUUUUCCCAGAGGCAAGAUCUGUAAGUCUGAGAAUGAAAUAGAUUGUGCAAUUAGAGAAGUUUAUGAAGAGGUUGGUUUUGAUAUUUCUGAUAAGAUAAUUCGCGGGUUAUCGCUUAAUAUGCAUACUAAACUAAGGGACUCCAAACUGUUUGUAAUUCUGAAUGUUCCCGAGAGUACUAAGUUUGUCACCCAGACCCGAAAUGAGAUAAAAGAGAUUAAAUGGAUCAAUUUGUCUUUGAUUGAGAGUAGUAAUGCCGAGACGCUUACUUACAUUAAGUCUUAUAUCAAAGAGAUUAAAAAUGUUGUCAAAAUGAUAGAACAGACGCGAAUUAAAUUGGAUAGAAAGAAGAUUAGGAAGGCUUUUGGUCUAUAA
This is a messenger RNA of Nematocida homosporus, 723 nucleotides long. Its product is annotated as mRNA-decapping enzyme subunit 2. Gene Ontology annotation, biological process: deadenylation-dependent decapping of nuclear-transcribed mRNA. The transcript has a single exon. Bases 1 to 723 code for a protein of 240 amino acids. The record is from RefSeq and is a predicted model, not a curated record. Gene Ontology annotation, cellular component: cytoplasm. Gene Ontology annotation, molecular function: RNA binding; manganese ion binding; hydrolase activity. Lineage: Eukaryota; Fungi; Microsporidia.